AAAGGUGAAGGAAGGUGAGGAGAAUUGUGAAAGAGAGAUCUGAGAGUUAGAAAGAAAAUGGGUUUGCAGAAUGGCGACUUAGAGAAGGAGGAGGAGGAGGUAACGGAAGCAACAUCAGGGGAGAAGGCGUUUGAGGGGAAGGCGGUGCCACGAUGGGAGAAACAAAUAACUGUGAGAGCAAUGGUAGUGAGUCUAGUGUUGGCAGUGUUGUUCACGUUCAUCGUCAUGAAGCUCAAUUUAACGACGGGAAUUAUUCCCUCGCUAAACAUAUCAGCAGGCUUGUUAGGGUUCUUUUUCGUCAAGAUGUGGACAAAAUUGGUCGCUAAAGCUGGAAUCAUAACGCAACCAUUUACUCGUCAGGAGAACACAGUUAUUCAGACAUGUGUUGUCUCAGCCAGUGGCAUUGCCUUCAGCGGUGGUUUUGGUAACUACAUCUUUGCAAUGAGUUCAGAAAUUGCAAAACAAUCUCCAGAAGAUAGCACUAAGCAGAAUAUUAAGGAACCAGGUUUAGGAUGGAUGAUAGCAUUUGUAUCUGUCGUUAGUUUUCUUGGCCUUUUUUCAGUGGUUCCACUUCGGAAGAUUAUGAUCGUAGACUUCAAAUUGACAUAUCCUAGUGGUACUGCAACUGCCCAUCUUAUCAAUAGUUUUCAUACAACAGAGGGUGCCAAAUUAGCUAGGAAGCAAGUAUAUGUGCUUGGAAAGUUCUUCUCCGUUAGCUUUUUAUGGGGUUUCUUCCAAUGGUUUUACGGUGCUAGUGAUGGAUGUGGAUUUAAAAGCUUCCCUACAUUUGGUCUAGAAGCCUAUGAAAAACAGUUCUUCUUCGACUUUUCGACUACAUAUGUGGGGGUUGGGAUGAUAUGCCCAUAUAUAAUCAAUAUAUCUCUUUUGGUUGGUGGAAUUAUCUCUUGGGCUAUCAUGUGGCCUCUCAUUGAAGAUAGAAAAGGAGAUUGGUACUCUGCAGAGCUCAAGCAAAAUAGUUUGCAUGGCCUUCAAGGUUACAAAGUUUUCAUAGCAAUAGCAAUGAUUCUUGGUGACGGCUUAUACAACUUUAUCAAGGUUCUUGGUCGUACUAUUUUUGGUCUGUAUAACCAAUUUUCAAAAAAAAACUUGGACACAUCUAGUGACUCACCUUCGUCGCUUUCAUAUGAUGAUCGGUGUAGAAUUGAUAUGUUCCUCAGAGACCAAAUUCCUGCCUGGUUUGCUAUUGGUGGUUAUGUUAUUAUUGCAAUAAUUUCUGUUGUUGUUGUUCCCUGCAUCUUCCACCAGCUCAAAUGGUAUUAUAUUGUUGUGAUUUAUGUGAUUGCACCAGCAUUAGCAUUUUGUAAUGCCUAUGGGUGUGGACUAACAGACUGGUCUCUGGCAUCCACUUAUGGAAAAUUGGCCAUCUUCACAAUCGGUGCAUGGGCAGGGGCCGCUCAUGGUGGUAUUCUUGCUGGUUUGGCUGCAUGUGGAGUUAUGAUGAAUAUUGUGUCCACAGCAUCUGAUCUGAUGCAGGACUUCAAAACAGGUUACAUGACAUUAGCUUCACCAAGGUCCAUGUUUGUGAGCCAAGUUUUUGGAACAAUCAUGGGAUGCGUUAUAUCUCCUUGUGUUUUCUGGCUUUUUUAUAAGGCCUUUGGAAACCUUGGAGUCCCUGGCUCACAAUAUCCUGCCCCUUACGCUAUUGUUUACCGUAAUAUGUCAAUAUUGGGAGUAGAUGGCUUCUCAUCUCUGCCAAAAUAUUGUCUACUCCUUUGUAGUGCGUUCUUUAUAGCAGCAAUAAUUAUUAAUCUUAUUCGAGAUUUGGUUGGAGAAAAGUGGGCCAAAUUUAUUCCUGUUCCUAUGGCUAUGGCAAUACCCUUUUAUAUUGGAAGUUAUUUUGCCAUUGAUAUGUGUGUGGGAAGCUUGAUCUUAUUUGUUUGGAAGAAGGUUGACAGGGUUAAGGCUGAUACAUUUGGAUCAGCUGUAGCUUCUGGUUUGAUUUGUGGGGAUGGGAUUUGGACACUUCCCAGCUCAUUUCUGGCUCUGGCAGGAGUGAAGCCACCUAUCUGCAUGAAAUUUUUGUCCAGAAAGGUAAAUGCAAAGGUGGAUGGAUUCUUAGGAUCUUGAGGCCACCCUGUUAAUUUUAUGUAUCUUUUUGUUUGAAGAUAUACAUUAAUUUUAGCAACUUUUUAGCUAGAUACUCUUACGUCAGUCAACCCCUCCGAUGUUUAGAUGUUACUGUGUAUGGACCAGACCUACUUUUAUCGGUUUCAUUUUGUGAAUUAACAUGAAUAUGAAGUGUUUCAACACGUACAGAACAUA
This is a messenger RNA of Cajanus cajan (pigeon pea), 2283 nucleotides long. RefSeq names its product putative metal-nicotianamine transporter YSL7. Gene Ontology annotation, cellular component: membrane. NCBI's taxonomy places the organism in Eukaryota, Viridiplantae, Streptophyta, Magnoliopsida, Fabales, Fabaceae. The record is from RefSeq and is a predicted model, not a curated record. Gene Ontology annotation, molecular function: oligopeptide transmembrane transporter activity.